AUGCCUGCAUUCAUCAAGUACAUGAAGGAACUUCUUCCCAGGAAAAGCUCACUCAAAGGAGGCCAAACUAUAUUGUUAAACAAGGAAUGUAGUGCCCUUAUUCAACCUGAAUUUCCUGCAAAAAGAAGAGACCCAGGGAGUUUUCACAUCACUUUUGCCAUAGGGGAAACAAUGUUUGAUAAAGCACUCUGUGAUUUAGGGGCAAGCAUCAACUUACUGCCCCUAUUCCUGGCGAAGAGGCUGCAAAUCAAUGAGAUAAUGCCCACAGAUGUUGUCAUCAGACUGGCUGACAAAACUCAAAAGCAAGCAAUAGGAGUGGUGGAAAAUGUGUUACUAAAGGUUGGGAAAUAUUUUUUCCCAACAGACUUUGUCAUCCUGGACAUGGAAGAGAGUCACAUUCACCCAAUCAUAUUAGGAAGACCCUUCCUAGCUACGGCCAAAGCACUCAUAGAUGUGGAGAAAGGGGAGCUAAUAUUGAGGAUCCAUGAUGAACGGCUCAGCUUUAAUGUCUUCAAACUCUCACAAGAAGUAGACCAAGAGCACAAGGAACCAAGUAAAGACCAUGAUGAGAUGCUAAAGGAGGAAGCAAGCACAGAAGCACACCCAACCUAUCUGGAGACUCCUUUGGUUAAUAAACAAGGGAAACAGCCACUACCACAGCUCAAGGAAAAGUUAGAGGAACCUAAACCUCUAGAGGCAUGUGAAGACAACAUCACAACUACCUUAGGAAAAGAAGUCAUCAAGAGCAAGGCAAUAUCAAAGGACACAAGGAAGAAGUUAUCGAAAGUCUUCACAAUCAACAGAGUUCUCUCCCUGGAACAUGUAGAGAUCAUUGAUACAACCAAUGGAUACAAGUCCACAGCGAGAGGGAAGGACUUCAAGCAUUACCAACCACCCUGA
This is a messenger RNA of Arachis stenosperma, 900 nucleotides long. RefSeq lists its product as uncharacterized. The transcript is spliced from 2 exons. Lineage: Eukaryota; Viridiplantae; Streptophyta; Magnoliopsida; Fabales; Fabaceae. The record is from RefSeq and is a predicted model, not a curated record. Bases 1 to 900 code for a protein of 299 amino acids.